This is a messenger RNA of Anopheles aquasalis, 1282 nucleotides long. Its product is annotated as endochitinase-like. The record is from RefSeq and is a predicted model, not a curated record. Gene Ontology annotation, biological process: carbohydrate metabolic process; chitin catabolic process. NCBI's taxonomy places the organism in Eukaryota, Metazoa, Arthropoda, Insecta, Diptera, Culicidae. Gene Ontology annotation, molecular function: chitinase activity; chitin binding. Gene Ontology annotation, cellular component: extracellular region.
UCGACGCCACCGAUAGUGUCAGUUGUGAUCAGUAGUUUGAUUCCUGCUGACAAUGUUCAGUCCAAUUUGGUUGAAAUUAUUAGUUGUUUGCUAUGUGUUGGGAACGAUCAACGCCCAGACUAAGCUUCUCGCCUGUAGCUACAAGCAUCCUGGUGCCCGUGAAGCAGGCUACCUGCCAGAAUACAUUCCCUUGGAGGAGUGCAGCCAUGUGAUCUUUAAGGAAUUCCGCUUUCCCAAAGUCGUUGGGCGUCAAAUGCAGUUUCACGACGAUGAUAUGCUAGCGUUUAGUAGCCUGGUUUCCAGCUUGCGUAAUCGAUCUACUGAGGUGUUUGUUGUGGCCUCGGUUCGUGGAACUCAGAAGGACUUUUCGGUCACCGGUGGUGUAAGUGUACGUAGACGCGCGUUUGUGCAGCUCAUAGGAACACUGCUUCUGGAGCUAGAUGCGGAUGGUGUCGAAAUCAACUGGAUUUCUCCCGAAACCACCGAUCGGAGCCCGAUGGUGACGCUUCUUCAAGACCUACGACAGAUAGCGACGUCAGUUAGUCGUAGUGCCAGGGGUCGUAAUCGGGAGCUUUGGUUUCAAGUGUGGAAUCACGUUAGACCGAUAUCGAGCGUAUACAAUGUGCCGGAAGUGUGUGAGCUGACUGAUCGCAUCAUGAUGAACGCCAAAGAGUAUCCCAUAGGCUUCUCACAUGCUCCCAUACACACCAAACCAAUUGAUCUGCCGACAGGAGUCAACAUACCGAGCUUGGAUUACUACAAGAACGACAUUACCGAUUCCACUCAGCAAUGGAUCGAUGAAGGAUGCCCGCCCAAGAAACUUUCUCUCUCAAUCGCACUGUACGGCGUUCAGAAGCAGUAUCAGCACGUAUUUAGCUUUGAAGUUCCAAGUGGUGUUGAUGUGAACACAAAGUAUAUCCCUUACAGUGAGCUUUGCUUGUCCUACCUCACCAAUCAGUGGACAUUCAACUGGGAUUCUUAUGGAUUGAUGCCAUACGCCACCAGAGAACUGGGGAAUGCGCUUUUUGACCGUGUGAGCUACGACAAUGUCCACUCACUUCGCUACAAAAUGGAUCUCGUGCAGGAAAAGCGUUUGGGAGGUAUUCAUCUAGACUAUGUGCAUUACGAUGACAUUUAUGGGCGUUGUGGCCAGGCGUAUCCACUGACGUCGUACCUUGCGAGCAAAUUACGAACCAUUCCCUCAGAUAUUAGCUUUGCCAUUGAAUGGAGCCAGUGAAUUCAACACUUUCCGUAGUGUUUGCAAUAAAUAAAUCUAAUGAAA